AUGGACCGGGAUACAAGCGACAGCAUGAAUGAUGAGUCCUCUCAAUAUCAUCGUUAUGAUCCCUCACCUUUAGCACGACUUACAGAGCCCAUUCACACGUUGCCAGCAGCUCCAAGUCCCAAUCCUUGGAGAUAUUUUCAUCGGUAUCAAACAGUGGACGUCUUAGCACGAGAACCUCUCGGUCCAUCAAAUGUCCCAAAGGAACGACUUCAUGCUGAUUUGUUUCGAACUUUUACAUCCAAUGAGCUGUUGAAUUAUCGACCGAGAUUGCUACACGAUGACGUCAAGAAUGCCUUGAAUCGACAGGAUAGUGUACCCCUGGUUACACCGGGUUACUUUCAAAGUGAAAGUUUACGGACAUUUUAUCGGAAUUUACCACAUCUCGUGUACGGGCACGGAAACAAGAGGAACAAGCGAGAAAUGAAGGAUCGAAAGAUAAAACAAGUGUCGUAG
Molecule: messenger RNA, 453 nt
Organism: Peronospora farinosa
Lineage: Eukaryota; Oomycota; Peronosporomycetes; Peronosporales; Peronosporaceae
Source: the annotation of a GenBank genome assembly